Aedes aegypti (yellow fever mosquito) is the source of this 3186-nucleotide messenger RNA. It is a transcript of the gene Mms19, whose product is annotated as MMS19 nucleotide excision repair protein homolog. Bases 192 to 3071 code for a protein of 959 amino acids. The transcript has 5 exons. NCBI's taxonomy places the organism in Eukaryota, Metazoa, Arthropoda, Insecta, Diptera, Culicidae. The record is from RefSeq and is a predicted model, not a curated record. Gene Ontology annotation, biological process: iron-sulfur cluster assembly. Gene Ontology annotation, cellular component: cytosolic [4Fe-4S] assembly targeting complex.
UGUUGAUGUUUUCCUUUGUUCGCUGUUUUGAGAAUUUCGUCGAGACAGAUAUAAAACCGUCGUGUGCUGUUUUCGUGAAGGUUAUUAUUCGAAAUUCAAUAUCUCGGGACGAGUCUGUAGAGGAUUUCCUUAAAUAAAUCUGUUAUCGUAUACCGUCUUGUCAGGUAAAAGAUAGUGAAGUCCAGUUAACAAUGAAAUUCCCGUGGUCACAUUCGACGUUGGUCGAAGUGCUGAAGAAUGAGUCCAAGCUGCAUCAUAAGUGCGAUAAACUUUGCGAAGAGAUCUCCAGCAAAAAGUUGGACAUCUCCGAGUUCGUUGAGGAACUGGGCCCUGCUCUAACCCAUGAAGACUCCAGCAUCCGAAUGAAGGCCACCCAGCUGCUUUCUGAGGUUUUGAAAAACCUUCCCACCGAUUUGUUAACCGAAAAGCAGCUGGAAUUCCUCACGGCAUUUUACUGUGAUCGAGUGAAAGAUCACCACUCGGUGAUCCCGGCCAUUCUGGACGGCGUCCUGGCACUGGCCGGAAUGAAAAGCUUCCCCAACGGAUCGGGCAGUAAACUGGCCAGCGCUCUGUUCCUGAACAUUCCCUGCCAGAGUCAAGCGAAAGAUGAGCGCGCCAAAUAUUUCCGCUUCCUCAGCGUCCUGGCGGAACACAACCAGGACGAGUUGAAGGCCAUGGGAGCGGAUUUUGUGUACGGGGUCAUUGGGGCAAUCGAUGGGGAGCGUGACCCAAGGAAUCUUAUCUUCCUCUUCGAGUACAUGCCGACGUUUUUGCGCCAAUAUCCACUGCUGCACCUGGGAGAGGAAAUGUUCGAAAUCUUUGCCUGUUACUUCCCGAUCGAUUUCCAUCCGAACCAGAGCGACCCCGAGGCCAUCACCCGGGAUUUGCUGGCGGGAAAGCUGGAACAGUGCCUGUGUGGGGCGAAGGAAUUCGCCGAGUACUGUGUCCCGUUGUUGUUGGAAAAGCUGGAAAGUGAGCUGAUUGUGGCCAAGUUGGAUUCCCUGCGAUUGCUGAUCAAAUGUACACAAGCGUUCGACUUGCCAAGCAUGAGCAAACACCUGGACGAUAUCUGGAAUGCACUGAAACUAGAGCUCAUGCCCGGCGGUGGCAACAAGGAAAUAUUCGACCUGGCGCUGGAAGCAACGACCCAAAUCGUCAAGUUCACCCAACAGGAUCAUCAAGUGGCUGAUCACUUCCUGACCACCAUAUUCAUGACCGUUAUGGGCAGCAUCGCGGACGUGGCAUCGAAAAUGUUCGAAAACGGUAUCAAAGUGGCGCUGGCCUGUGCGAAAGCGACCCCUGAGUCAGCGCACUUCGUGGCCAAUAAAUUGCUACCAAUGACCUUAUCUCAGCUGAAUGGCGAAACGAUAACGGAACAGGAGAAACUGUCGCUGAUUGACGUGCUGAGUCGGACUUUGUUGGUUUGUAAGGGGCAUGGUAUCUUGAAGGAGAUGGAGCAGCAGCUGGUUGGGGCAGUUCAGAAGCAGUUCAUCCAGAUACUGGUUCAGGAGAGCGAUGCAAGCGAACUGAAGAAGAUUGCUUUGUCUUGUAUCACGCGAAUACCGGAGGCCGUGGUGGAUGAGAAUCGCUUUGUCGUCUACACGACCAUCAUCCAUGUGCUGCUAUCUUCCAGCGACGAAAGGUUGAACGUAGAGGAUUGCUUGCAUGAGUUCGCGGUUCAGUACGGAACUGAGGUGGGGAACGUCAUUGUCGAUAAAUUGGUAGCCAAGAAGUAUGAAGUGGUCACUUCAUCGACAGAACGAGUUUUCCACGCUUUGGCCAAGUUGAUUCCGAUUGAAUGCAUGAGGGCAAAGAUCUUGAAGUUUUUCUUGGGCCUUGUAUUUGAGGAGUGCGAUCACGAAUCCCUCACCAUUUUGGCCCUUCAGACAUUGCAACUGGUCCUGGAAACUCCAGAUGGAACAUCUGUAGCGAUCGAACUAUGCGAUCAGUACAAAUUCAUCGAACAAUGUGUGACCUUGGUGCACAAAGAAGGAGUACAACAUUCGUCUGAUUUGCUGUUUGCCCUGUCCAACACCAUGAAAGACACGAUGAAGCAACUGUCCGCAGAAAAGCAGAAAACCAUCGUCACCGAGCAGUUACCAUCGAUGGACCUCACCAAAGCCAACGACCUCUAUCUGACCUCCGGAAUACUUGGCUAUCUAGACGAAUCCAUCUCGGUCGAAGAUCACUUCGAGAACCUCGUGGACAAUCUAACCAAACUAGCGAUGAACAACGAAGACGAGCAUGUGAAACUCCUGAGCCAGCAGUUGCUCUGCAGCCUGUUCAAUCGGAUGCCCGACGACGAUCACCAUCGGAACAUCCUUCUCAAGCUGCUGAAAAUGCUUCGCAGCGAACUGAAGAGCCACAACAAAAAAGUGGUCGGUAUCUUGUCAUGGAUUGGAAAAGGCCUACUCGCCCGUGGCCACCCCGAAGCCGGUGAGAUAGUGGACGACAUAGCCGAACUGCUGGAUCAUCCCACUUUGGGUCACACAGCUGCCCUGGCGUUCGAAAUCCUGUCCGUGGAGUUCCCCCAGCUGCAUCUACCUCUGAUCAAGAACCUGUUCAAGCAGAAACUAUUCAUGCUGGUGAUGAAAAAGUUGGAACAGUCGGCCGGAAAGUAUGCCGAGAACCACCUCAAAGCUCUGCUGUAUGUGUACAAACCCACGCCGCAUCUGGUGCUGAAAAUGAACAUUAAGAAGGUUGGACCAAUGCUGCUCAAGUGUUUGCAGCUAACCGAUGACAAAGCUCUUGAAAUGGCGUUGGAGAUAACGUUGCGGUUCAUAAAAGAACAGGAUACAUUCUUCCAAGACCACCUGCAGACGCUUAUUCCCCAGCUGCUGAAACUUUCAGUGUACAAAUCUUCUAUGAAAGUACGGAUAGACGCCUUGGAGUGCCUACUGUAUGCAACCAAAAACCCUCCGUUCCUGUUGCUGCCAUUCAAGCAAGAUGUCGUACUAGGCUUGCAAGCUUCGUUGGAUGACCACAAGCGUCUGGUCAGAUGCGCUGCCGUUGCGGCUCGUCUUCAGUGGUUCGUCGUGGCAAGUGGGGACAACAGCAGUUCCACUGAAUAGUGAAAUGCAUUUCGUAUAUGUUUUAAAGACAAUAAAACGUAAGCUUUUGUAAAGAUUUCAAUUUACUCUGUAUAUCAGACAAACAAAUAAAAUGUUACAACUAUAAUUAAUUAAA